Dunckerocampus dactyliophorus (ringed pipefish) is the source of this 4210-nucleotide messenger RNA. It is a transcript of the gene map1lc3b, whose product is annotated as microtubule-associated protein 1 light chain 3 beta. Bases 236 to 616 code for a protein of 126 amino acids. The record is from RefSeq and is a predicted model, not a curated record. The transcript has 4 exons. Lineage: Eukaryota; Metazoa; Chordata; Actinopteri; Syngnathiformes; Syngnathidae. Gene Ontology annotation, cellular component: cytosol; autophagosome; autophagosome membrane. Gene Ontology annotation, biological process: macroautophagy; cellular response to nitrogen starvation; autophagy of mitochondrion. Gene Ontology annotation, molecular function: ubiquitin protein ligase binding.
ACGUCAGCGGUCAGCUGACAUGUUUGUUUUGCUUACUAGGAGGUCGUCAUGAUAAAAACAUAGACGAAGACAAGGAGCACAUCAAACUGCACAGACUAACGUCGAAAGCUCUUCACAGCCAUUGAAACACAGCUGUACGUAAUUUGUCACAGACCGUGUCGUCAACGGCUACCUUCUUUGUUUGCUAACACCACAAUUACCUCCGUUGUCGACUGGGCGACGACUUUGACGCAGUAUGCCUUCAGAGAAAUCCUUCAAACAAAGGAGGACAUUUGAUCAGCGAGUAGAAGAUGUCCGGCUGAUCAGGGAGCAGCACCCGAACAAGAUCCCUGUGAUCAUCGAGAGGUAUAAAGGAGAGAAACAGCUCCCCAUCCUGGACAAGACGAAGUUCUUGGUGCCAGACCACGUCAACAUGAGUGAACUCAUCAAGAUUAUCAGGAGGCGCCUCCAGCUCAAUUCCAACCAGGCUUUCUUCUUGCUGGUCAACGGCCACAGCAUGGUGUCUGUGUCAGCUGCCAUCUCGGAGGUUUACGAGCGGGAGCGGGACCAAGACGGCUUCCUCUACAUGAUGUACGCCUCCCAGGAGACCUUUGGCGCCGGCCCGACCCCCCAGUGAUCAGCCUUCCUCUCCUCUCCCUUUUGGCCAGCGAUUGGACAAUUGUAGUUUUUAGUUCCUCUUCCUGGUUUUCCCUUAAUAACCCUGUCUUCCCUCCACAUUAGUCCCGACUAUAUGAACUAAAACGCAAAUUGCUUCAUGUAAAGACAAAGUAGAGGUAGUGAUUUUUGUUUUAUGGAUUCUGACAGUGUGUUUGUGCCUGUGUGUAGUUUAGGCCACACAGGUAAAGCAGAGUUUAAGAGGGAAAAGCGGUUGAUUCUUGAUGUCUAUGUCUACUCUGUCUGCAUUCUUCAUCAUGUCUGCUAUGCUGGCAGCAGAUUCAUUUUAGGCUGUGUUUUUUUCUAUUCAUCUUUAGCGAUUUAGCAUAAACGCGGUGCUGCUCCACCACCUUUUGAUAUUUACAUUUCCAGUAGCAAAUGAACAAAGCUAACGAUCAUCUAAAGUGGAACAGAAUGGCCGCUGUGUAGAUUCAAGAGGCCUGCACAUUUUUAAAAAGAUGUCCAAAUUAGAGAACAUUGAAUGCUUGAGUAUUGUUAAUAUAAAAAGUGGUCGUAUAAUCGAGGCCGGUGCAGGUGUGCCUUAAAGCAGCAUCAGUGGAUGACCCAACUGGUUACAAAUAGAUGUUUGACCUGUACAACACAUCAAGAGAACAUUUAAGCAUCGUGUUAUGUAAAUAAUUAUCCCAUUCACAGUCAAAUAUACCAUAAAGCAAUGGCUGUGUGUCAAUCACAAUCAAGGUGAUGUGAUGUACUUGAAAGGUGUGUGUUCCCUCCACCUUCUGGUCCAAAUAUGGUCACUUCCGCCUCCAAAAAGAGACCACUUGUCCACUUUUUAAACAGUCUAUGGUUAUAGCUGUGAUCUGGCCCAUCCCACGCCUUUACUUGACUUCUCUUAAGGUAUUCAACACCAACAAAAACAUGGUCUUGCUGAGGGGUUUUGUGAACUUCGGACACUACAGUGGGGCUUCAUUUCAUGUCACAAGAUAUUUAAGGAGAGGAAGGAGGUGUGAAACACAACGCGACUGUGUCACUGUGUUGACUUUGGCCCACAGGGUUGAUUUCCGGGUGCUGCUGCUGGCAGUGGGGGAACUUGACUGUGGUUGCACUGUGUGUUGCAAAGGGCUGCACAUCCUGUGUGUGCACGCAGACCUUGAUGCAUCUUAUGUUGUGCAGGGUGAGGUGCAACUGCCUCUAUCAUUGUAUUUUAUCAUUGGGAUUGUUUCAUGUAAUUUUUUUAUUUCAUUGUGCAACACCAUCAUUGACAGACAAGUCAAAGCUACUGUGCGUUGCAGAGGGGUGGAGCAUUUGUUUGUGUUGUCUUCUAGCCCCACAUUCUCACACAUUCACACACAGCAAUAGCCACUUGCGUAUUUAUGUUGAUAUUUUGUUAACAAUAAAAGGAAAAAAAAAGUGUCAAAUGUCCAUUGAUGUAUUUUACAGUUCCACACAUGAAAAGUGCAGCUUGUCCACUAGGAUGUAAUGUGACAAUAGAAAUGAAACUUUAGAGUAGUCAGUGCAGAGCUUGUACAGCUGCACAGAUUCACUGUGCACUGAAAAUGACCUCCCGCACAGCUAUCGACCGAAAAGCCUUACAGAGUGAAUGUCAAGUGUCAAGAUAAUUAUCUUGUAGUGAACGAGUUUUGACAGUCAUUAAAAGUCCAUUUGUCUCGAUUAACUCCUUUACUUACCCUGCUAAAUCAGGUAGCAUGGCAUUAAUUGUGCAACUGUUACUCAAGCUGCACUUGUAUAAGUGUAUUAACCUUGUGGAAAAAGCAACUCGGUGGCUGAGUGGUUGGCACACAGGACACACAGUCAGGCGAUCAGGUUUGAAUCUCCACUGGGCAUUUCUGUAUGGAGUUUGCAUGUUCUCCCCGUGCGUGCGUGGGUUUUCUCCGGGUACUCCGGUUUCCUCCCACAUUCAAAAAAAAAAAAGCUAUAAAAUUGUCCAUAGGUAUGAAUGUGGGCGUGAAUGAACGAUUGUCUAUAUGUGCCCUGUGAUUGGCUGGCGACCAGUCCAGGGUGGACCCCGCCUCCCAAAGUCAGCUGGGAUAGGCUUCAGCGACCCUAAUGAGGAUAAGCGGCAUAGAAAAUAGAUGGAUGGAAAAGGCUCCUUGCCUCAAACCAACUCACCCUACUACUGCCUGUUCCUGUCUGAGCUGCCACUCGCUAAUGCCAAGCUGAGAACUAGAACUCGGGAACUGGUGAACCUAGACUCAGACUCGCUAACGCCAUAUGAUUGCGUCGACAAGUCAAUCGUGAAUCUGACAUGGCCUCACGUGUUCAGUGAGUCGGGUAGGUUGACUUGUGCCUGUGCGAGUUUCUCGGGUGAUGAUGACAUCGCAUUGAACCCUGAAUGAUGUUGUCAGCGCCAUAUUGGAUGGGGCAAGAGAGAACGGGGAAGAUGCCAAAUUCAUGUUCUACCUGGAACUGUACUAACCGGUUUUCAGUCCAAACAUGAUCUUACAGGAUUACCUUUUACAGGUAGGGCUGAAAAAAUACUUUAGAUAGUAGGGGAGACUGGGGACAGUUGCAACAGGGGACGGUUGCAACAAGCCUUAUUUGUCUAAUCAGUAACAUGCUAGAGUGAUGACACUCAUACUGCACAUGCUCAGUUAGACCCUCUACUCGCCAAGAAGAAAGCAGCCAUAUUGCGCAUCUGGUCCAGCUUCUAUCAAGACAAAGUUGUUUUGGAGGUAUGAAAGUAGCUUUUUUCACAAGCUGUAUUUUUGUCAUACUAUCCUAAUAUGUUGUAUGAAUUACUCCAAACCUACCAGGUUUGAAUCACUGUUUUGUUGACUAUUCAGCAACAUUGCUUACAUUUGUCAGUGUCACUGUGGCUAGUUGGCACAUGGUGAUUUGUCGUGACUGAUACUAUGGGGACGGUUGCAACUGUUGCAACUGUCCCCAUGCUAAUAUCAAAAUGGACCACACUAGGCACAAUUAAUAUAUUUAACUGCUCAUGAUGGGCAGAAUAGGGAAUCAUAAUAAUAAAUGAAUGCUAAUGAUAAACAAAAUAAUAAAAAAUCUGAACAGAGGAAGGCAAAAAAAAUAUAUAAGAACAUCAAACCACAAAGAAAAGUGUAAAGAAAACCAAAAAAAAAAAAAAAGAAGAGAGAAGAAUCAGACUCUGAAGAGGAAGAAGAUGUCUGUUUUUUUUCUGUGAGUUAGCAGAAAUGUUCUGGGAUCUGCAGAAUUGUUCAGAAGCUGCUGGAAUAGUUCACAAGACAGCAGAUUUGUUGGGGAAGAGGCGAGUGUUGCAGUUUUAUUUUUUAAGCAUUCGUGUGCCUUUAACAAAACAGUAUAUUCACUGGAGUUUUAAAACAAUGUGAAUUUUGUGCACUAAAACUGUUCACUGUUUGUUCACGUUUAAUAAAUGUUUUUUGCACUCCAAAUGAUUCUAUUCUUUUUGCCCCAAACUGAAAUAUUGAGUUUUUAUAGCUUCCGUAACAUUUGCACAUUGACUCAAAGUAGGCCUAUGAUUUACACAAAACUAAACUUAUUAAAUACUUUAAUAUUGUAUACUGUGGUCAUUUAAACAAAAAGCAUAACAUUUUGGUGAAGUUUACUGUUUUUUGAUAUGUUGCAACUGUCCCUG